AUGAAGUUGUCACACAGAAAUGUUAAACUUUUCAAGAAUUCUUCUAGACAGUGUCUGUUUUCAACUCAGACCAGUAUUUCAAGGCUGGAGGGAGUAAGGAGGAUAAUGAAGGAAUAUAAUGGUGACACUUUUAUCAUUAUUCUUGGGGUUGAUUCUCUGUUCAAUAGAGGUUCUGUGAAUGCUGCAUCGUAUUUAUUGUUUAAUGCAUACGAAAUGAAUUGCGGUGAACUAACCGAAUGUAAACAUGAACUAGACAUUUUAGAAGAUAUGUUUCUUUGUAUCCGCUUGAAUGAAGUUAUACUUUACUGCAAUUUUGCAAGCUUUAUCUUGAUCUUACCUUAUGUUAGUCACUGGCCUAACCUACGCAUACAUUACGUAAAUGAAAAUUACAUGACUGACUCUGAGAAACAUGAAGAUUUGAAAAUUAGUGUGUUCGAAAGCACUUUGUCCAAUUUCAAAAGGAUUAUUGUACCUUAUACAGAUCCUCAAAGUAACAGAAAUAAAAUUUUCAACAAGUUGAUGAUAGAAGACUGGCCACUUGUUCAAAGCUAUGCCUACGACAUUAAGCGUCAAUUGUCAAGAGAAUUUUUCACUCUAUCUCGCGAGGUGAUUGAUGUAGGUGACAGUCUUCGUCAGUUAACAGAAAGAAUUGAUCCGGUGUUUAUUGAGUGCUUUGUAAGCAGAACAAUUAUAUCAUUUGCAUCUUCCUUCGAAUUCGCACUCCGUGCAAUAGACUCAACUUAUCAAUUAAAUCAAUCACAAGAAUUAACUGAAAAACAGAUCGAAGGACUUACAAGCAUGUAUAAGUAUUCCAAUAAACGAGAUAAUCAUCAUAUAAAGAGAUGCAUUUGUCCACCUUUUUUGCUUUAUGGCAUAAAUACAACCAAGAACUGUUUAAAGUUUCCUUAUACGCUUUCAAUGAAGACCCACAGAAACGACAAUAUACAUAUGAUUAUUCGUGGUAGUGAACAAACUGUUGGAAUAUCCUGUGAACGAACAUAUUUCCUGCAAAAAUCAACAAAAUCAGAUAAUAAACAGAACACACUAUUAAAAACGCUUAUUCAAAUUUACUUACACUUAAUAAAUGCAGUUGCCAUGUUCAUUAAUCAAAUUAAAACAACCUUAACAGAUUUAGAUGAGAUUGCAACAAAAAUAAGAGAAGGGAUUGAAAAGAAAAUAAAUUUCGUGAAGUAUGAAGAAAUCGACAUUGAAUUUGAAUACGUUCAUGGGAAACGCAGUGAAGCUGUACAGUUGAUAACACUUUUGGUAAGAAUAUAUGACAUUCAAGAUGAAGAUGGUCAGACAUUCGGUAGCAUGGGACUCAAAGACACACUACUUAUUUCAUCACUCAAGUUAAAUACCAUCCUUAUUAGUCGAAAUGUGAUCAAUCUCACUGAAAAUAUACCCUAUAUAUGUUACUGGACACCUAUUGAAAAAUUUCUCAAACUUAUUGAAAAAGAAAUUGAUGGUGGAAAAAAGUGUUUAUUAAAUGGGGAGUUGGAAAUUGUUACUGUUCCAGUUGGGAAUACGUGCCUAUCAUUGAUAAAUUGUAUUUGUUAUCAUAAUCGUAUCAUACUUUAUGGUAAACGAUAUGGAGUGUCUGUCUUAGAACCAAAGAAAAUUAACCAUUUUCGAUCGCCAGAUACAUCCCAACCUGAUCUUAUUGAGCUUCAAUUUAAUCCAGAUAUUUUUAAAAAUGCAAAUGACUUUGUUUCACCAUACCUAUAUUCCGCCUUAUUGGAAGAAACGGAUGAAACAGGUCUGCAUACAUCCAUAUGGCUUAUUGUUAAACAACGCUCGAAAAUUAGACGAUUACUAAUUGAAAAUGUUUUCCCAGUAUGGCGUAGUACAGGCCUGUUGGAGGUGCCUUCAAACAAGCCUAACCAUUGCGCUACCAAAGCGUCCUUUAUUUCUUAUCAUUUAGAACAGGAAUUUUCUAAAACAUCACAUGAUAAUACAGUAUCUGGAAAAAAACUUGAUGAAAAAUCCGAACUUAAAGAUGAAGAUUGUAAUUUGUUAAUGGCUCAAUUGCUAACAUAUCAGCCGUCCACUAAACACUGGAUUCGGAUAUUUCGUGAUGAAUUAUUGCAUGUUGAAGCUAGUGUAUGCUUUAAUGUACCAAUCCCGACUGCUAACGCAUGUGCCAAUUUAUGCUUGAAAUGUGGUAUAAAUCCGCAGUCCUAUAUAAUUUUGGAACAUGGACAAAAAAUUGAUUGGGAUUACAUAAUAAACGAAGCAGCUAUAGGGACAAAUAUUCAAGUUUACAAUAAAUACAAAGAAACACCAUUUAAUGUUAAAGAUAAAGUACCAAAUGAUCAUCCUGAAGUUUCCAAACGACAGUUUAAGGAAACUAAUUUUAGUGACAAUCGAAAGUUUGGUUGUAUGAUGUUAAAUAAUCCGCUUACUAUCACAGUGAUAUGUGGGCCUCCAGGAAGUCGAAAAGAACUAGUUGUAGCAAAUAUUUUAAACUUUGUAAAAGAAUAUAUUGAAUGGAUUGAAAUAAAACCAGAUAAUUCCGAUGAAAUAACAACAUCUUUGCAUAAUGCUUUGCUGAAAUACUGUGAAAUACAAUGUAAAAUAAAUAACGGCAAUGAAUUAAAACCAAGGUGUCAUGGUAUUUUAUUAUGCCCGGAUAUAACUGGAUCAAGAGAGAUUUUGGCAUCAAUUGCUGAACUACAUCAAAAACUUGAAGUAAACGAAAAUACUACGUUGAUUAAAAUUGGUUGUGUCGCGACAUGUGUUGAUUUACGAAUGGCCAUUAUGGAUAAUGGAAGAAUGACGUUUCCAGGUGUCCUAGAACUGAUUGCUGAAGGAUGGACAAACUAUCUACUGUUAACCGGACCUCCAAAAUCUAACCAGGUGAAUGCUACCAAAAUGGGUGUACCAUUCACUGAAAUUGAAGAACUCUUACAUUCAGCCAAUCCACGUUUGAGUCAUCUAUUUAUUCCAGAUGGAAAAACUGAAAAUAGUCAUACACUUGAAGCAUUAAUGGAUGAAAAUGAAUUUUCAAAUCCAAUAUUGCAACGUGCACGUUUGUUAUCUUACCCAAGUCUUUGUACUCUCACUCCAUCGUCCCCCAGAUUGCGCAAUAUAACACUACAUUUUAAUCGACAACUUGAUCGAAAGCUAUUUAUGAAUGCUUUGAAUGGCAUAUUUAAAGACUUGAAGCCGUGGCCUUUUCAUGGAAAUAUCUACACAUUAUGUGGGCAAAUCGCUUUUUUAGACGAUCCAUCGAAACUCUAUGAAUUGGACUAUGUAACCUUGUCGGGUAUCAAUUGUUUAUAUCAAGUAAAUAAAAAGUCAAAUAGAAACGACAAACUUUACUGGUUGACUUGUACAAUAGCAGAUUCAUCAAACAAUAUGGAAAAUUCAAAUGAACUAAAUAAUUUAUUUGCUAAUUGGAUUAGAGAAACACUAGCCAAACAUGAGAAACCUAGAGAACUUAUAAAAAGAUCAGAUUUAACUGAAGAAGACUUCAAUAAAAUCCAUGAAAGGUAUCAUUUAUAUCCUCUUCCACAAGGUUGGUACUAUACUGGAACAUAUUAUGUUAACAUGAAUGGAGAGAAAUUGUUUCAACAUCCAAGUAUUAACCAAUUUAUCGAAGAAUAUAUUGAGGGAGAAAACAACAAGAUUGAAGCGAGGAAUGCUCGAAUACGUUGCCAUCCUGUGCCUGACUUGUUCAGUUAG
Molecule: messenger RNA, 3687 nt
Organism: Schistosoma spindalis
Lineage: Eukaryota; Metazoa; Platyhelminthes; Trematoda; Strigeidida; Schistosomatidae
Source: the annotation of a GenBank genome assembly